Panicum virgatum (switchgrass) is the source of this 2397-nucleotide messenger RNA. RefSeq lists its product as uncharacterized. Bases 93 to 1991 code for a protein of 632 amino acids. Gene Ontology annotation, cellular component: membrane. NCBI's taxonomy places the organism in Eukaryota, Viridiplantae, Streptophyta, Magnoliopsida, Poales, Poaceae. The record is from RefSeq and is a predicted model, not a curated record. The transcript has a single exon.
CUAACCCAACCUCAUCGCUCGCUCGCACACACGCGGCGGACACCCCACGGACACCAGCCAGCGAGAGUCCCACCAAAGCCGCGCCGCGUGCCAUGGUGUACGACGCGGGCGCCGGCAGCUCGCCGGCGGCGGAACCAGCGGCGCCGGCGGGGAGCCCGCUGCGCGUGAUCCUGACGCGGGGCUUCGCGCGGCAGGUGCUGGCGGGGCGGUGGUUCACGGUGUUCGCGAGCCUGCUCAUCAUGGCGGCCUCCGGCGCGACCUACAUCUUCGCCGCCUACUCCGGCGCGCUCAAGUCGGCGCUCGGGUACGACCAGCGCGCGCUCAACACCGUCUCCUUCGCCAAGGACCUGGGCGCCAACCUGGGCGUCCUCCCGGGGCUCCUCAACGAGGUCACCCCGCCCUGGGCCGUGCUCGCCGCGGGCGCCGCCAUGAACCUCGCCGGCUACCUCAUGGUCUACCUGGCCGUCUCCGGCCGCACCGCGCGCCCGCCGCUCUGGCUCCUCUGCCUCUACUUCUUCGCGGGGGCCAACUCGCAGGCGUUCGCCAACACCGGCGCGCUCGUCACCUGCGUCAAGAACUUCCCGGAGAGCCGCGGCGUGGUGAUCGGGAUCCUCAAGGGCUUCGUCGGCCUCAGCGGCGCCGUGUACACGCAGCUCUACCUCGCCUUCUACGGCGGCGAGGACCCCGAGUCGCUGAUCCUGCUCAUCGCGUGGCUGCCCGCGGCCGUGUCCGUCGUGUUCGUGCACACCGUCCGGUACAUGCCGUACCCGCGCCGCCGCGGCGGGAAGGAGACCAGCACCAACCCCUUCUUCUGCUUCCUCUACCUCUCCAUCGCGCUCGCCUGCUUCCUCCUCGUCAUGAUCGUCGUGCAGAGGCAGGUGCCCUUCUCGCGGGGCGCCUACGGCGUCGCCGCCGCGCCGCUGCUCAUCCUCCUCCUCAUGCCCCUCUGCGUCGUCAUCAAGCAGGAGUACAAGAUCCACCGCGAGAGGCAGCUCGACGACGCCCUCCGCGCCGCCGGCCCGCCGCCCACCAUCACCGUCGUCGACGCCGCCGCAUCCAACCACGUCCAGAUGUCAACGGACACCAAGAAAGCAGAGCAGCAGCCGGUGGCGCCGCCGCCCACGUCGAGGUCGACCCCAUCCUCGUCGCCGUCUUCCUGCUCGGGGAGGCUCGGCGGGUGCGUGAGGACCAUGUUCCGGCCGCCGGCGCGCGGCGAGGACCACUCGAUCCUGCAGGCGCUGGUUAGCGUGGACAUGCUGGUCCUCUUCGUGUCCGCCAUCUGCGGCGUGGGCGGGACGCUGACGGCGAUCGACAACAUGGGCCAGAUCGGGCAGUCCCUGGGUUACCCGUCCCGGAGCACCAACACCUUCGUCUCCCUCAUCAGCAUCUGGAACUACGCCGGCCGCGUGACGGCCGGCUACGCCUCGGAGGCGGUCCUGUCCCGGCACCGCGUGCCCCGGCCGCUCCUCCUCACCCUCGUCCUCCUCCUCGCCUGCGCGGGGCACCUCCUCAUCGCCUUCGGCGUGCCGCGGUCCCUCUACGCCGCCUCCGUCGUCGUCGGGUUCUGCUUCGGCGCGCAGUGGCCGCUGGUGUUCGCCGUCAUCUCGGAGCUGUUCGGGCUGAAGCGCUACUCGACGCUGCACAACUUCGGCGGCAUGGCGAGCCCCGUGGGGGCCUACCUGCUCAACGUGCGCGUGGCCGGGCGGCUCUACGACGCCGAGGCUGCGCGGCAGCGGGGAGGCGGGGCGUGCCUGGGCGUGGAGUGCUUCCGGCGGUCGUUCCUGAUCAUCGCGGCGGCGACGGCGCUCGGCGCGGCGGUGUCGCUGGUGCUGGUGUGGCGGACGUGGGGGUUCUACAGGGGCGACAUCUACGCGAGGUUCCGGGAUGGCGAGGGCGCCGCCGCCGGCGACUCCCUGCCGGUGGGGCAGCCGCGGCGGCCGGGAGCGGAAGGGGAGGAGGCGGCGGCAGCUGUCAGCGGCGGGAAAGGGUGAGGAGUGAGUAGGUACUAGGUAGGGGAGCAGCGGGAUGCCAGCUCGGAUGUUUGACUAGUCAAGGAUGACGAUGACGUGGCUGCAUGCUCCCACUGGCGGGGUUUGACUGUUUGACUCCCUGGCCUCUGUUCCCCACGGCGACGGCUGCUACCGCAGUGGGCAGUGCCGUAUGCCGUGGGAGCUGGUAGUACGACGGCCGGAGCGAGCAUUGAUAGGUGGGGCCGACAGGUGGGCCAGUGCCCAGUGGAGACUUUUAACCACGUCAAGUCCGCCGAUCGUAAGGAUGACAAGUGGACCCUGCAUGUAGAUACAUAUAUAGUAUAUUUAAGAUGUCCGCAAUGAUAACAGUUAGUAGUCUGGUGUGGAAGUAAGAAUAAAAAACUAUUUUAUAUUAUUGAAUUGGCCU